Molecule: messenger RNA, 2853 nt
Organism: Mercenaria mercenaria
Lineage: Eukaryota; Metazoa; Mollusca; Bivalvia; Venerida; Veneridae
Product: MAM and LDL-receptor class A domain-containing protein 1-like
Exons: 11
Coding region: 187-2139 (650 amino acids)
Cellular component (GO): membrane
Source: RefSeq, a predicted model, not a curated record
UUGAUUACUAAACCAGAUAUAAUAUUGUUAGGUUGUAACAAAUGCAACUUAAAUGCUGAUCUCAAAACAGGAUAUUGUGAUUGAUACCGAGUUGAUACAUAUUCUCGUUUAGAUGAAAUUGAUAUCGUGAAUCAUAAACAUCAUAUCGUUGUCCGAAGAUUUUACAAAAUUAUGUGAAAAUAUGAAAUGGCUAAUAAUCUAUAUUUGAGACUACUGUGGAUACUAUUAUCUAUUUACAAAUCUUCAGCAGUUAUCGAGGGAGACUCUUUUGACUGCGAUUUUGAGGAUGGGUUUUGUAACUGGAAACAGGACAAAAUGGAUGACUUUGAUUGGACUAGGCUGUCAGGAGAAACGUUGACAGAUGGAACAGGACCAGACUCCGAUCACACAUCAGGAGAGGGCUUUUACGUGUAUAUUGAAACACCACGAAAUGAUGUUGCUAACAACACGGCUCGACUUAUCAGCCCACAGAAGGAUUCUGGACAAUACUGCUUCUCAUUCUGGUACCAUAUGUAUGGCAAUCAUAUCAAUAGACUCAGUUUAUCAAAAAAGGAAGGCACGGAUACAAAAGAAUUAUUCUUGAAAACAGGAGAUCAAGGAAAACAGUGGAUAUUAGGACAAAUACGGUUUGUGGCUGAAGACAGCUUUCAGAUUGUUAUUGAGGGAAAAGCAAGAAAUUACGAAGAAUCAUGGUCUGGUGAUAUAGCAGUUGACGACAUAGUACUAUUCCCUAUUGAAAAAUGUCAAAUAGCCAUCGAUAGGGACUCUUUCAACUGCAGUUUUGAUGAUGGGUUUUGUAACUGGGAACAGGACAAAACUGAUGACUUUGAUUGGAAAUGGCUAUCGGGAUCUACCCCGACCCAAAGAACCGGACCAGAGUUUGAUCACACAUCAGGCGAGGGCUUUUACGUCUACAUUGAAACAACACCAACUCAUAACAGCCUCAGCAAAAUGGAUAAUUAUGAGGCAAGUCUGGUCAGUCCACAGAAAGAUCCUGGGCAAUACUGCUUCUCAUUCUGGUACCAUAUGUACGGCAGUCAUAUAAAUAGACUCAGAGUAUCAAAAAAGGAAGGCAAAAAUAUAAAUGAAUUAUUUUCGAAAAUGGGAGACCAGGGGAAACAGUGGAUAUUAGGACAAAUACAGUUUGUGGCAAAAGAAAGCUUUCAGAUUGUUAUUGAAGGAAAAGCAAGAAAUCACGAGCGGACUUGGUUUGGAGACAUAGCAAUUGACGAUAUUGUAAUGUUUCCCACUGAAAAAUGUCCAACAGAUUGUAGCGAUCAUAUUCCAGAAGCUGGUGUUGCCAAUCCAAUAAACAACGAAGUGGGAUCUGGUGUGCAAAUAACAUCAUGCAAAGCUGGUUAUAAAAUUUCAUCAGUUAUUUGUUUCUUAAAUGGUUCCUGGAUUAAUAGGCCAUUAUGCCAACCAAUAGAUUGCAUGAUGCCGACCUUCAGCAGUGGAAUAAUUGUAAAUACGUUAGAAGGCACUACAUACAAUAUGACAGCAAUAUUGUCUUGUGCAGUUGGCUUUACGUUGAUUGGCAAUGCAUAUGUGACGUGUCAGGCGGAUGGGAACUGGACAACGCAACCGUACUGCUUCAUAAACAAUCCUGAAGGCCCUGAAGGCAGUGCUCUGGUCGCGGUUUAUGUAACGGUUCCACUAGUUAUAGCUGUUCUUGCCAUCAUGUUAACACUCGUUGUUUGCAGGAAAAGGCCACUGAAAUGCUCUAAAGCAUCAGGAGCCCAACAAGGAGAACACAUGAAUCCUGUCAUCCAAGAAACCAUGGAAACCAAUAACGUGGUGAAUGAAUAUGAACACUUGAACAGCAAUACGAUGCAAACUGGAACAAGCGGAUCGGCACUUCCGACCAAUGAAUAUGCUGUUUUAUCAGAUACUGAAAACGACGAGGAAGUACAUGUAUACUAUAGCACUGCUGAAGCAAAGUUUAUAGAUAAAAGUGAUGACAAACUUGGCUAUGAGAAUGUAAAGAGCUUUGCAUUGCCCUUUGGAGGUAUGUCUGAAAACACAAUUGGAGCCAAAUGUGAGCCCAAUGGUGAUGAAACACCGAUUCAGCUAUAUGAAAGUCUGAAAACAGACACACAAAAUAAAAAUGAUUGUUAUGAUCUUUUAAAUAAAAACUAAAUUCAUUCAUAAUGUAGGACUAUCACAAUGUAAUGUUAACGAUUGACAAUGUGAAAAUGAAACUUUGUUUUUUGUUGAAUAAUCAAUCGCCUUCAGCCUUUUAAGAGAAAGAAACAAGAGGACGUGUGUCAAAACUGUGGCUCAAUACGGCCGCACAUUUUACUUUGAUUUAAAAGAACUAGUUUGAAAUCAAAGUGACAUUGUAGAAUUUAAAUGCACUUCGUAUGUUUGAAAGAAAAGAGAAGAGUGAUGUGGCAUAUGAUUAUAAAAGUGCUUUUGCGUUGUUGGUGAUAACAUUUGAAAAUCUAACUUCUGUUUUGCUUUCAAAGAAGUUAUAAUUGAUAAUCUGUUUAAUUGAUUGUUUAAAGCAUGCGGUUUACUAUUUCAUCCUUAUAUAGAACCUUUUUCUUUGGUUGCUAUUGAACUGGUAAUUGUUUUGAACGAAGUGAUUUGUUUGUUGAUUCGGUCAGUUUAUGAACAUUUUUAACAAAAUAUCUCACUAAACUUUCAAACUAAUAAGUUUAGAUGAAAACUAUUGUAAAAUAAAAUUAAAUGGUAUCCAAUAAGCGAAAACAUACCUACCAUAAUUGCAUUAACAUCAGAGGCACCGUGUAACUUAAAGUAAAUUACGAUUCCGAAUAAUCAGAAAUUGUUUAAUGAAAUAGAAUAUCAUUAUUAGUUCAUCCAUUUAUAAUUACAUACUUUUAUAUCUUA